AUGUCAGGGCUCCCGGGUAUAUCGAGCCCUACAAGUGGUACCGCGACUGGUCGAUUGGAGUACGACCGCGAGGUCGCGAUGCUGUCGAUGUUGGAAAAGAACUGGCACCCCAACAUCAUCGCAUUUGGGUCCGCUUUCAAGGACAGGGACCAGCUAUGUGUAUCACUGGAGCUAGCCAACAUGGUGCUGAAUGUGAGAGUCCACCAUGUCAGCCUAGAAGAUGCGUUGAGAGCAACAAAUGAGCUGGACGUGGAAUCAGCAAAGCACAUCGCAACUGGAAUUGCGCGAGGAAUUAGCCAUCUCCAUGGACACCAAAUCCAGCACAGAGACAUCAAGCCUGAGAAUGUUUUGCUGACAGGAGCGUUUUCGAACCACGCCGUCAUCUCAGACUUUGGACUCUCGAUUUCUCUCAAAAACAAACCCAUGGGUGUAAGAGGAGAAUGUGGGACGACGCGGUAUCGUGCGCCUGAGAUGAGGGGCAUGAACCAUUACAGUGACCUCUUCAACGUCUAUGCCUAUGGGGUCACAGUAUAUCGUAUCGCCGGGGGACAAUUUCCGGUGCAAGGAGGUCUCGGUCAGUUAACAAAUAUGGAGGCAAAGGGGUUAGUCGACCAGCUGAUGCAUAGGGUUGUCGGGUCGCGUUUGGAGAUCGACAAGGUGCUGGAACACUCUUUCUUCCAAGUGCUGGAACUGGAUCAAAAGAGUAAUUCCAGCAGCGGCGGCAGUAGCAAACGACCUCUUGACGGCGUAACAGAUCAUGGUCAUGACACCAAGCGAACCCGCCACGACAAUGACAACGAUAAUGCUGAUGUCCUCGAGGGAGCUCAUGCCUAG
Molecule: messenger RNA, 834 nt
Organism: Linnemannia hyalina
Lineage: Eukaryota; Fungi; Mortierellomycota; Mortierellomycetes; Mortierellales; Mortierellaceae
Source: the annotation of a GenBank genome assembly